UAAGAUACACUAGUUAUGUUGAGUUCAAACAUGAAAGUUAAACCAUAUGGUAACAUCUGGGUCUCCAUUGUUAUCACACUCCCUACCCUACCCACACUUUUUUCCUACUGAAUCAUCACUUUAAAGCCAUACUCUGUUGGUGGCUAGUUUCAGUAUCACUCAUAGAAAGUUCAAAUUUUCUGAGACUGAAAAUUGAAAUGGGGAUUGUAGCAUGCAUUUCUCUGGUGAUUAUGGUGACAGUUUUCUGUCCUUCUUCUCUUGCUCUCACCAAGGAUGGCCUGACCUUGUUGGAAAUCAAAAGUGCUUUGAAGGAUACUACGAAUGCUCUGAGCAACUGGCAAGAGUCUGAUGAGACUCAUUGUAACUGGACUGGUAUCUAUUGCCACCCUGGCGAUGAGCAAAGAGUUCGCAUAAUAAAUCUGCCAUACUUGCAACUUGGCGGAAUUUUAUCUCCCAGCAUUGGUAAACUCAGUGGACUACAAAGACUGGCACUUCAUCAUAACAACUUGCAUGGAACCAUUCCUAAAGAACUUACCGAUUGUUCUGAUCUAAGAGCACUGUACUUGAGGGGUAACUUUUUCCGAGGAUGCAUACCGUCAAACAUUGGAAAUAUUCCAUAUUUGAAUAUACUGGAUUUAUCCAGUAACUCAUUGAAAGGUGCCAUACCUUGCUCUAUUGGCCAUCUCUCACAGUUGCAAAUUCUGAACUUGACUAUCAAUUCCUUGUCUGGUGAAAUUCCUGAAUAUGGAGUACUGAGCAACUUUGGCAUAUACUCGUUUGAGGGAAAUCCAGGUCUCUGUGGGCGGCAAAUCGAAAAGCCAUGUCGGACAUCACUUGGUUUUCCUGUUGUGCUCCCCCAUGCUGAAAGUGAUCAAGCUGCAGUCCCUGCCAAAAGGUCUUCACAUUUCAUGACCAUUAUGCUAAUUUAUGCAAUAGCAAUUAUGUGUGUCGCACUUGUCAUGGUCUUUGCAUAUCUGUGGACUCGUUUGAUACCAAAGAAUGAACAAGCUGCAAAGAGACACACGGUAGUCAAGAAACAAAAGAAACAAGUUCAUCCAAGAACAAGCGCAAAACUUAUUGCUUUCCAUGGUGAUCUGCCAUAUACAUCGUCUGAGAUCGUAGAGAAGCUAGAGUAUCUAGAUGAAGCGGAUAUAGUAGGAUCCGGAGGAUAUGGUACUGUUUACUGUAUGAGGAUAAGAUAUAAUCGUUUAUUGGCUGUUAAACAGAUUGAUGGAAGUUGUGAAGGGUCUGAUCAAGUGUUUGAAAGGGAAUUAGAGGUCUUGGGGAGCAUCAAACACAGAAAUCUAGUAAAUAUGCGUGGUUACCUCAGGCUUCCUUCUUCAAGACUCCUUAUCUAUACCUAUUUCCCCAUGGGCAGUGUAGAUGAUCUCUUGCAUGAAGAAGAUCAACAAGGACGAGUUCAUAGGUGGGGUGAUCGCCUAAGGAUAGCUCUUGGUUCUGCCCGGGGUUUGGCUUACUUGCACCAUGAAUGCAACCCAAAGAUCGUUCACCGUAACAUAAAAUCUAGCAACGUACUCCUUGAUGAAUGUUUGGAGCCAUAUAUAUCUGAUUUUGGCCUUGCAGACCUUUUGGUCGAUGAGAAGGCACAUGUUACCACAGUGGUAGCUGGCACAUUUGGUUAUUUGGCACCAGAGUAUCUACAAAGUGGAAGAGCAACUGAGAAGUCAGAUGUGUAUAGCUUCGGAGUUCUUUUACUCGAACUUGUAACUGGGAAGAGGCCAACAGAUCCAUCAUUUGUGAAAAGAGGUUUAAAUGUUGUUGGCUGGGUGAACACAUUAAUGAGGGAUAACAGAUUGGAAGACGUGGUGGACAAAAGAUGCAGAAAAGUAGAUCCAGAAACCGUUGAGGUAAUUCUUGAGCUAGCAGCAAGAUGCACUGAUGGAAAUGCAGAUGAUCGUCCAUCAAUGAACCAGGUGUUACAGUCGCUGGAACAAGACGUUAAGUAUCCUCCUCCAAUCUUGUUUUAUGAGUCUGAGUUCGAUUACUGAUGAUAAAAGUAAUCCUAUCCACUGCACCCUUUGUGUGUGUCCCUUUUCCUUUGUGUUGCAUUCUAGUUUUACUUUGCAGCAGAUGUCCUGCAGCAAUCCCUUGUGAAUAAAAGUUUCAGUUAUCUGAAACUGAAACACUUGUUUUUCCGUUCAAUAACCAAAGGGACAACUUAGAUAUAGCAGUGGGCUUUUGUAUUUGGAAUGACCUCCAUUCUAGCAAUGUUAUCACUUUCUCAUGCAAUUUUGGUCAAUUAGAGGUUCUUUAAGGUGA
This is a messenger RNA of Vigna unguiculata (cowpea), 2280 nucleotides long. RefSeq names its product LRR receptor-like serine/threonine-protein kinase FEI 1. Gene Ontology annotation, biological process: protein phosphorylation. Gene Ontology annotation, molecular function: protein binding; ATP binding; protein kinase activity. The record is from RefSeq and is a predicted model, not a curated record. Lineage: Eukaryota; Viridiplantae; Streptophyta; Magnoliopsida; Fabales; Fabaceae.